This is a messenger RNA of Rhincodon typus (whale shark), 7105 nucleotides long. It is a transcript of the gene trnau1apb, whose product is annotated as tRNA selenocysteine 1 associated protein 1b. The record is from RefSeq and is a predicted model, not a curated record. The transcript is spliced from 10 exons. Lineage: Eukaryota; Metazoa; Chordata; Chondrichthyes; Orectolobiformes; Rhincodontidae. Gene Ontology annotation, molecular function: RNA binding. Bases 6070 to 7002 code for a protein of 310 amino acids.
AGCGUAGAGAGCCCUCUAUUGGGGAUCCCUGCUGCCCGGAGGCAAGUAAGCAUGUCAAGGCCUAUUUCAGCAGCGGAAAUGGAAGCGGCGAGGUUGAUGGUGUGCUGCAGCAGCUGUACAAGAGCCGGUUAAACGACACACAACACAGAUUGUGGGAUGCAGGUCCUGAGGGAGUUCACGACCUUCGGGCCAAUAUGAAAUUCCGACCAAACAGGCGCGUGCACAAUGUCGGGUCCAGUCAUCGCCAUUUUCAGAUGGCAUUGGCUGUGUGAGCUGGGAGUCCAAUGCUGCUCUGCUUUCCAAUUCCUGCAGCGACAUCCAACUCAGGCCUCCAUCAGCCAGCAUGUUUCCCAACUCUGGUCACCCCCGUGGCCAUGGCCUUGCUCUCAGCUAGCCACUCCAACUAGUGAUGGUGGAGGUGCAGAUUCCUGAGCAAUGGCUGUCUGAUGAUAGCCACUACUCCUGAUGGCGGGAAGAUCUAGCACGAGUCAACCAUGUUCCAGACAUUGAUCAGGCCCUGGUAGAAGACAGGCAACAUCCUGAGGGCGACUUGCAGACCCACGAGGUCAAUGAACAGGAGUUGUAUGUCGUAAUUGAGGUUGUGCACUUAGCUGAAAAAAUACGUUGCCAGGGGGAACCAUCUAGGAAGAUGCUCAACGUAAAGAUGUCGCUGAAGGGUCUGAAAGUGGAAAAUCACCACCUAGGUGUGGAAGCACCCCAGUGACUGACCGCUGUUCUCAAUGCCGAGACUCGGAAGCUCUGCUGUGACCCAGUGCAAUCUUCUCUGGACUUUUGUCAUAAAACCAGGAGGAGAGGCCAAAGGCAUCAGUUGGUACAACAGCAUGGAGGCCGCCAGUUGGUUUAUGACCAGCACUCGGCUCCUGUAAGAUAAUACUUGAAGCAGUCCUGUCCAGCGGCCUAGGCAAGCUGAGACUUUGGCCUCCAUCUCCUGCCAAUUCAUCAGCCACAGUUCCUCAGCUAGGCUGAGGUAGACCCCCAGAUAGGGUAGAUGUGUGGUACUCCAGCUGAACGCCCGUAAUUCCUCUGGCAGGGAAUCCACCUGCUGUAGAUUGACUAGGGAUCUGGAACAUUUGGCCCAGUUGAUCCUGGCGGAAGAUAUGGCUGAGUACACUGCCUGGCGCUCAUGCAUCUCCCCUUAAUCGACAAAUGUGCUAGGAGAAAAAAAAGCAUCAAAUGUGAAAUGUGGGACUGGGCAUGUGUCACAGUACAAUGAGUGGAAUGUAGAUUGAUCAGGAGCAAUACUGGGCGUUUGACCCUUGACCCAGUGGUAGUCCCCUUGUCUGUCAGAAGCGUAUAGUCUCCAAAUUUUUGCUCUGCCUGUAUGUUUCCUCAAUUAUCAAGCAGCUUGUCACUUAAAUGCUCACGAACCACUGUACUGUUGGAAAAAUACAUUUUUUUAAUACCUUUCACAAUAUCUCAAUAUCCCCCUUUACUGCUCUUAAGAUAAUUGCAUAAUAUUCUACUCAUCUCUAUUCUAAUCUAGGACACACAUUAGUAUAUCUGCACAAAGAAAUGCCCAUAAACAGCAAUACUGUAUUUAUUUUGAUGGAUUGAGGAGUAUGCAUUAGUUAAUAGAGUGUGCAAAUGGUUGACAAGAUGUAACAGGUCGUAUGCCACAGGGAUCAAUUUCUGGGCCUUAACCUUUAACUGGUCAAAUGACUUGAAUGAAGAGACUGAAAGUAUGAUUGCUAAAUUUUCUGACAAGAUAAAUAAAGAAGGAAGGUACAUUGUGAAGAGAACAGAGUGACAUGUGUAUAGAUAUGUUAAGUCAUUGGGCAAAAAUCUGGCAAAUGAAGUAUAAGGUGGAAAAAUGUGGAAUUUUCCAUUAUGGCAGGGAUAAUAUAAAAGCAUACUGUUUAAGUAGUGGUAGAUUGAGAGCUGUGAGAAGUAGAGGAAUCUGUGGGCCCUAGUGCAAGAACCACAAAAGAUUAAUAUGCAAAUACAGCAAGUAAUUGGAAAGGCUGAUAGAAUGCUUUCAUUUAUCAUGUGGCAAAUUGAAUGCAAAAAUAGGAAGGUUAUGCAUUAGCUUUACAUGUCAUUAGUGAGAACACAGCUGGAAUACAUUGUAUAGAAUUGACCUCCUUAUUGAAUGAAGGAUGUAAAUGCUUUGGAGAUAGUUUAGAAAAGGUUUUCCUGGAAUGAGCAGGUUGGCUCAUGUGAAAAUGUUGGACAGGCUAGGCUAUUAUCUGCUGGAUAAGGACCUGGGUGUCUUUGAAUCACAAAAUGUCAGCAUUCAGAUAAAACAAGGAAAUUAGGAAGGCAAACAGAAUGUUAAUCUUUACUGUAAGGGGAAGGAAGCAGAAAAAUAGGGAAAGUCUUGCACAUUGGUGACACCGCAGCUUGAGUACUGCAGAAUUUUGGUCAUCUUACUUUUGGAGGCCCAUUUUUGAAUCAGAAACAACUUAAAGAAGGUUCAUUAGACUGAUUCCUUACCUUAGGGGGAAAGGCCGAGCUAGUUGAGCCUAUUCUGAUUGGAGAUGAGAUGAACAAAAGAUGAUCCUAUUAAGACAUAACAUUCUGAACAGGUUUGACAGAAUAAAUGUUGAGAUGUGUGUUUCCUUUCAUGAGAAUCUAAAACUAGGGCACAGUUUGAAAGUAAGGGCUUCUCUAAUUUAAGACAGUGGUAGAAAGGAAUUUCUUCUCUCAUUGGGUCAUUUGUCUUUAGAAAUCUCUUCUCCAACCAGCAAGUAGAGGUUAGGUCAUUGAAAAUAUCUAAUGCAGAGUUGGACAGAUUUUUGAGUGACAAGGGUGUCAGUGGGAAACAGACAGGAAAGUGGAUUUAGGGUCACAAUCAGAUCAGCUAAGAUUUAGUUGAAUGGCAGAUGAGUCUUGACAGUCUGAAUGGCCUAUUACAGCUCCUAUUUCAAAUGUUACGAAGCAGUGUGUAAAGUUUUUCUAUUUUACAGAGGUAUGCAAAUUGAGGUUAUUGUUCACAUAGCAUUCCUUCCAUCCAUCCUACAUUUGGAUUUUGGAGAGAUGGGAUGGACUUUAGUUGCUUCAUCAAGGACUUGCCCUUCCAUAGUCAGAAGUGGGUUGUUCGCUGAUGAUUUCACAGUGUUAGGCACUGUUUGCGAUGACUCAGAUACUGAAGCACUUCAUGUCCAAAUGAAGCAAGUCCUGGACAACAUCCAGAUUUGGGCUGAGAAAUGCCCACAAAGGCCCACUGAACACCAUCUUCAAGAGAAUCUAACCAUUACUCCUUGACGUUCAACAGUAUUACCAUUGUUGAAUUUCCCACCAUCAAUAACUGGAGGAUUUCUGUUGACCAGAAACUGAAUUGAACCAGCCAUUUAAAUGCUCUGGCUCCAAACAGCAGGUCAGAGGCUAGAAUUCAUGAAGCAAGUAACUCACCUCCCGACUCCCAAAAGAAUAUCUGCCAUCAACAAGGCACAAAUCAGAAAUGUGAUGAAAUACUCUUCUUUUGCCUGGAUGGAUGCAACAUCCAACAACAUUCAAGAACCAUGAUGCCAUCCAGGAAAAGCAGUCCAUAUAAUUAGCACCAUACAUACAAACGUUCACUCCCUCCACCAGUGAGGCAUUGGAGCAGCAAUCUUUUAAAUAAUGCCAUGGCAUACAAGGCCUUGUUUUAACAUGUCAUCUUAAACGUGACCCUGGACAAUAGUGUAACGCUGUCUUUGUAUUACAUUAGAGUGACAUCCCAGAUUUCUAAGCUGAAAUCUUAGUUUGCAACCUAGAUGCACAACUUUCUGGCUCAGCACUGCCAACACUUUACUCACACUGUUUAUAUUAAUCUAUUGACACUUUUGAUUACCUGCAAAGACUUGUUAUUCAGCGAACCGACACUCGACUCACACUGUUAUCUACUUAUCUGUUGACAUUCUUAAUUACCUGACAAGAUCACGCGUAUUGACACAAAUGUCAAGUUUCAGCAGAGAUGCAAGGAAGCAGACAAGAUCCCGAAAGGACUACAGAUCAUGAACCUACUCAAGUCGGCUUACAACACGGACUACACUGAGAGACUCUGCCAUCGUACUUCUCGCACACUCCUCAACCAUCCCAUGCACCAGCUUUGCAGCAGACGCCACAAUCUUGAAACCAAGAUAGAGCCCAUAAUCUCAGCUUGCGCUCACAACACAACAGACCAGCUACAAGACACUGCCAAGCAGACGAGGCAGUGGAACUACAUCACCUAUAUGCAUGCCAAGAUCAGGAAACUUGAGAAACUCAGUAUCACCGCUAGCAGCAACCAAGCCUUCCCCGAUAUCACGAUUGAAACCUAUCACCACAGGGAAGUCCAUUGUGAACUUGUCUGACUACAUCCUUCAACCAGAUGAAAUUGAAGUUCCAGCUGAGGCUCAAUUUCUGCCCCACUAUCAAAAUGAACUCCAUUGCUCACGUGGCAGACAUAAAGGAAUUCAUCAGGCGAAUGAGGCUCCAGGAAUAAUUCCACAAGCCCCAAGAUGUCGGCACCAAGCCCAAUAAGACAACUAACAAAUCAGAACAGUUGACAGAGAGAUCUGCAGUGCAGCAACCGUAAAAGAAAGAAUCAAAUUGGACCCUCUGGAAGGCUGUUGCCCUACAUCUGACAUGUAUGCUCAAGCCAUCAGGAGAUGCGUCAACGCCAGUUUCAUCAAUCGUGCUCACAAGGUAGCCCAGAACGUCACCUAAAUAAAUGCAAUGCAUUCCAUGCUCUCAAGACCAACCACAACAUCGUCAUCAAACCAGCAGACAAUGGAGGAGCUAUUGUCAUACAGAAAAGAAUGUACACUGCAAAGAAAUGUACCGACAACUGAACAAUCAGGAACACAACAGACAGUUACCCACCGAUCCAAUCAAAGAACACACCCAUCAACUCGACAAACUGAUCAAGACCUCUGAUCCAGACCUUGAGAGCAUCCUGUGUGCUUUUAUCCCACUUACUCACGCAUAGGAAACUUCUAUUGUCUCCUGAAAAUACACAAAGCCAACACACCCUCACGCCUCAUCAUACCAGGCAACGGAUCCCUGUGUGAGAACCUCUCUGGCUAUGUUGAAGGCAUCUUGAAACCCAUCAUACAAGGAACCCCCAAUUUCUGUCAUGACAGUACAGCCUCCUUACAGAAACUCAGCACCCACGGAUCACUAAAACCAGGAACAUUCCUUGCCACAAUGGACAUUUCGGCACUGUACACCAACUUCCUCCAUGAGGACGGCAUCGCUGCAACAGUCUCAGUACUUAACAUUGACAACUGCCAAUCUCCAGACGCCAUCCUACAACUCGUUCGCUUUAUCCUUGACCACAAUGUCUUCAUCUUUGACAACCAGCUUUAUCCAGAUACAUGGAACAGCCAUGGGGACCAAAUUUGCACCACAAUAUGCCAACAUUUUCAUCACGAGUUCAAGCAAGCCUUCUUCGCCAUACAAGACCUCCAACCAAUGCAAUACACCAGUUACAUCAAUGACAUCAUCUUCCUUUGGAGUCACCGUGAAGAAUCACUGAAACAACUACACAACAAUAUCAACAAGUUUCAUUCCACCAUCAGACUCAUCAUGAACUAUUCCUCAGAAUCAGUUUCAUUCUUGGAUACAUGCAUCUCCAUCAAGGAUGGAGACCUGAGUACUUCCCUCUGCUGCAAGGCCAAUGGAUAACCUCAGAUGCUCCACUUCUCCAGCUUACACCCUAAACGUUAAAGAAGCCACCCCCUAUGGACAAGCCCUGCGUAUACACAGAUCUGCUCAAAAUGGAGGAGGAAUAUGAAGGACAUGUACAGAUGCUGAAAGACGCCAUCAUAAGAAUGGGAUAUGAUGCUUAACUCAUCGUUCGACAGUCCUGAUGUACUACAGCAAAAAACCACAGUCAUCUCCUGAGAAGACAGACACAGGAUACAACUGAGUGCACUUUGUUGUUCAGUACUUCUCUGUAGUGGAGAAACUAUGCCAUGUUCUUUGCAACCUUCAGCAUGUCAUUGAUGAUGAUGAAUAACUUGCCAAGGGCAUCCCUAUGCCUCCACUACUCACCUUCAAACAGCCACCUAACCUAAAACAGACCAUUGUUUGUAGCAAACUGCCCAAUCUUCAGCAGAACAGCGAUCACGAUACCAUACAACCAUGCCAAGCUCUGCAAGACAUUUCAGAUCAUCAACAUGGAUACUACCAUCACACUUGGAACAGUAUAUGGAUGAGACUUUUAUCAAGCAAGCCUUUACUGCUAUGGGUGAGCCAACUGUUAAUGUGAAAAUCAUUAGCAACAGAAUGACUGGAACACUCGCAGGAUAUUGCUUUGUGGAAUUAGCUGACCAACCCACUGCUGAUCGUUGUCUUCAUAAACUGAAUGGGAAGCUUUUGCCAGGUUCAAAUCCGCCAAAGAAAUUCAAGUUGAAUUAUGCAACCUAUGGAAAAAAAACAGAUGUAGGCCAGGAAUAUUCCAUAUUUGUGGGCGAUCUCUCUUCUGACGUUGAUGAUUUUCACCUCUAUGAUUACUUUGUGAAAAAAUAUCCAUCUUGUAGAGGUGGAAAAGUGGUGACAGACAUAUCUGGAAACUCAAGAGGUUUUGGGUUUGUCAGGUUUUCUGAUGAAGCAGAACAGAAAAAAGCUUUAGAAGAAUGUCAGAACAGCAAAGGAUUAGGAGGAAAGCCAAUCCGAAUAAGCAUAGCAGUACCUAAAAGUGCAAAAACCAAGCCAGAAUACCAACCAACUGCCACUUACAACUAUACACAAUACUAUCAACAGUUUUACUCUCAAUGGGGUUAUGAUCCCUAUGGCAGCUACAACUAUGGGUACCCGCAGUAUGGCAGUACUGAAACACCACCAGUAACUUCUUCCCUGAUCACAGAAAUGGCACAGCUGUCUGAGUUUCAGCAGAAUUCCACAAUUACUGAUGAAGCUGAAGAGGAGCCUGUAGAAGAUCCAGAUCCAAAGUUGGAUAUUGAUGAAGUUAACAAACAAUUCAUGGAGCAAAGUGAAGAACUAUAUGACUCAUUAAUGAAUUGUCACUGGCAACCCCUGGAUACAAUCGCAUCAGAGAUUCCCACUGCAGUAUAAAAUAUCUUAGAAAUGCUAUUUCAAUUUUCAUUGUACGUCAAGCAGAUUGACCUUGUGUCUCUUUCUUACAAAGUAUAUUGAAAAUAAAUUGCAGUAUGUUUAA